Alternaria postmessia is the source of this 1539-nucleotide messenger RNA. RefSeq lists its product as uncharacterized. The transcript is spliced from 4 exons. Gene Ontology annotation, cellular component: delta DNA polymerase complex. Gene Ontology annotation, biological process: DNA strand elongation involved in DNA replication; DNA replication. The record is from RefSeq and is a predicted model, not a curated record. NCBI's taxonomy places the organism in Eukaryota, Fungi, Ascomycota, Dothideomycetes, Pleosporales, Pleosporaceae. Gene Ontology annotation, molecular function: DNA binding. Bases 1 to 1539 code for a protein of 512 amino acids.
AUGGCCAAAUCGGACGACAUCUUGCUCAAGGGCGAGCCUUUUGAGGAUGCGUCGCCAGCACCAUCUCGAGACGCUUCGGCAUACAACCCACUACAUGACUUUGUACUACCACCGGGUACCGAGCGACACUACUCACAACAGUUCGCCGACAUGUACUUCUUACGGCUACAGCAACUGAAGAAGACGGUGAAGCAAAGGGCCGAGGAUGCAUGGCACGAUUUCGAGCUAGGUGGACAGACGGCGUCGUUUGUCGAGCGUGUGCUGGAUGUGCGACAAGGCGAGCUUUGCUGGGUAGUGGGGACGGUAUACAUGGAAAUGGCAGAGAAGCCCAAUGUGUUGAACGACAUUGAAAAAGAUCACUGGAUAGCGGACCCUCCCCAGCGCGACACCUACGUAUCUUCCACCGGCGCCGAUGAGAUGAUGCUCGAAGACGAAUCCGGUCGUCUACGCGUUACCGGCGAGCCUUUGCGCCAACAUUUUGUCACCGGAUGCAUACUGGCGGCACUGGGCACCGAAGAAGCAGACGGCACAUUCAUGGUCAUUGCAACCCAAUGCGCAGAUCUACCGAGACAACCGCCACGAUGGGAACGUGACGAUGUAGUGCUAUCAAAGGAGAAGAAGAAGGCACCAAAGCGCGAGAGAGCUGGAAAACUUGCCAUCGUCUCUGGUCUUGAGCUGACAGGUGCAGACGAUGAUGAGGUCUCGCUGGACCUGCUGGUGGAAUACCUGACUGGCGAAGCUGCGGACCCAGCAACCCAAGCCGAAUCUUCCAAGAUAACACGACUUGUUAUAGCUGGUGGUUCACUCGCAAAGGGAUCUCCAAUUCUGUCGCGAGAAGACUUUGCUGCGAAGAAGAGUGCAGCGAGACACUACGGAUACGACGCUUCGUCUUAUAACGCAGCACCUACUACACGCCUCGAUGAGUUCCUCUGCGAAAUCCUUCCCUCGCUCCCCAUCACCAUGCUGCCUGGUGCAUCGGACCCCUCAAAUGUCGCUCUGCCACAACAACCUCUCCACCCCGCUCUGUUCCCCAAGACACGCCUCUACGCCGAACCGCCGAUAGAAACUAAUACAACCCUGAACGGCUUUGACGCAGUGACAAACCCUUGGUUAGGCGAUAUCGACGGGUACCGCGUGCUAGGCACAGGUGGUCAGACAGUCAAGGACCUACUCAAAUACGUCAACCGUGUCAAAUCGAUAGACGCCAUGGAGAUGAUGUUGCGCUGGCGUUGCGUAGCACCCACAGCUCCAGACACACUGUGGUGCUACCCAUUCCAGGACGACGACCCAUUGAUGUUGAAAGAGUGUCCGCACAUGUACAUUGCUGGCUGCCAAAAAAAGUUUGAGAAGAAGGUCAUUGAAGGUCCUGCGGGACAAAAAGUAUUACUCAUCAGCGUACCCAAGUUUAGAACUUCGGGCAAGAUUGUGCUGGUUGAUAUGGAGAGCUGGGACGUGGAAGUCGUCAGAUUGGGGGCCAAAGGAGAAAAAGCUACGAAACAACGAAUCGUGGUGAGUGGAGAGGACAUGAUGGAGGAGUAA